Molecule: messenger RNA, 1173 nt
Organism: Ectocarpus sp. CCAP 1310/34
Lineage: Eukaryota; Phaeophyceae; Ectocarpales; Ectocarpaceae
Source: the annotation of a GenBank genome assembly
UCAACCGUCAACCGCCAUAAGGCUGCCGUUAAUUGUCUGACGAUGGAAGGAUUCCAGGCGCUGCAGCGGAUCCAAGAGAGAUCUCACGAAGACCCCUCCAUCCACAUGGCGUCCCUUACGUGGACCACUCUCAGCCACAGCGCGUUUGGUGAAGCCGGUCAGACCAGUGGUGCGAUUCAAGCUCUUAUGCUCGAACACAUGGUUAGGUUCCGCUCCUCAUCCGACAACUCGAAGGCGCUAACGGGCGAUGAUCUACCUGACGUCGCCAAACUCGCUCACGAUGCACAUGACUUCAUGGAACGGACUGAGGCGGCAUUCGGCGCUCGUAGCGAGUGGUCCCCCGAGCUCGCAGUGCUGGUAGAAAAGUACGCCUACGUCCAGUCAGGCGCUCUCGAGACAAUUGUCCGCCCAUGGAUGAAAAAGCGGGAUGACGAGGCGAACGAACUCAGCAGCAAAUUGCCCGGCGACCGACGUUUGUCCGACGACCACUUCCACGUCAUCUCCGCCGCGAAACCCCUCGGCCGCAUCCACAAGGCUGCCACUAAGAGUAAGACAGAACCGUCGACAACCCACUACGAGACAUUCCAGAAGCGGUUUCAGGAAGUCAUGCUCGCCUACAACAUUUCCGAGCUCGUCGCCGACACUUCAUCCAGUCAAGGCUCGACGGAGGGCGACAAUGGAGUUGAGGCGACGGGGACUGGCGUCAGAAGCGGCGCGGGGGGCGGGGAGGAAGGCGAACAAACCUCUGACGGAGAAGAUGGGGAUGUUGGGGGCGGAGAGGACGGAGACUUCGGAGACGGAGAGGGAGACAUGGAUGAAGAGGGUGCGGGUGAUGAGGGAGGAAACGGCGAAGAUUACGACACCACCCCGCGGACCGGAAAUGUAAAGGGGAAGCGGAAGGGGAAGGGGAAGGGGAAGGAGAAGGCCAAAGGACAGGAAAAAGACAACGAAGGCACGGUGGUGAAGGCCAGGCAAGCGAGUCGGCGCAAGUCCACCGGUCACGGAGGGCUACUGUUGACGCCGGCGACUGUUGAAGACGUGGAGGAGUGCAUGGCGCAAAACUUCGUCGUGCACGAGGAGUACAGCCUGCUCGAUAUGGAUCGCGAUGAGCAGGCUGCCAUCGACCUCCGCAGACGGGCCAAGUUGGUCUUGCUCAACGUCGGCGCAUUCUAG